Molecule: messenger RNA, 2719 nt
Organism: Canis lupus familiaris (dog)
Lineage: Eukaryota; Metazoa; Chordata; Mammalia; Carnivora; Canidae
Product: protein ATP6V1FNB
Exons: 2
Coding region: 16-567 (183 amino acids)
Source: RefSeq, a predicted model, not a curated record
GUCCCCGCCAGCGCCAUGAGGGACCCGAGCGCCGGUCAGCGCCGCGGCAAACCGCAGAGCCAGGCCUGCUGGCAAGAGCGCGUCCGGAGGGAGACCGCAGCCCGGGUCGCCUGGACCGUCACCCACGGCCACGAGUACCCGAAGGAGGGGCCCGUGCCCAGGAAGCGGCUGCAGCGGGCCCCACUCCGGCCAGCCCCCAGCUCCCCUGAGACCGAGGAAGGCAGAGCCUGGGAGGCCCAAAGAGCCGCGCGGGGCCCGGCGGCCCAGACCAAGCCGGAGGGCCUGGAGAUGAGGCGGGCGCCCCCCGGCACCCUGAAGCUGCUUUUCCAGGGCAUCUCCCACGACGGCCAAGGCCGGGCCUUGUACCUCCGGGAGCGGCACCGGCAGAAGCCGGAGGAGAAGUUUCUGUACCCAGUCCUGUCAUCCUGGGAGUACGGCUGGAACAUCGGGGACGUCAUGAAGGAUGCCAGGGCUCCCACGUAUGCCAGGUGCCAGCCCAUCAUGAAGGUCUUUUACAUCAAAAGUAGCGUCUUUCACUUUCCACGGCGAACAGACCAGCUAAUCUGAGCUCAUGGGGGUUCGGGAGCGGCUCCUGCCUUUUCCUACAGCCUGUCAGGACCCUGCUGAGCAGAGAUGCCCCCUACUCCAGCCAACCCCUCAUCCGUUCUGUCCAGCCCUGUCUCCUCUGCUGAGCAAGGUGGGGAUGUGAGUGUUUUUCUGUACCUCUGGGAUUCAGGGUGGCCUACCUGCUGCCUCUUGGAUGUCCUCAGGGACCUCAGCUCCCUUGCAGAGCUCGGGCCCCACCAUCAAGAGGUGGGGUGCUAGGUACUCUCCCGGGGGAAACAGCGGAGUCUCCACGUGCUCCAGCAGCAGAGUUAGGUGGGGAGGGGCUUGCUAGGAUCUUCCGGAGCUGCGUACAGGAGGGAAUAUCUCCAUCUUUACUCUCUCUGGCCCCAGUGUAUCCCACAGUUUAAGAAAAGUAGUUUCCAUGGUUACUUGCUGUUUCUCUCACUGGCCCCCUGCCUGCCUGGGUCAGGCUUGCCUCAGUGUUAUAACAAACAGCCGCUGCAUCCCACUUGCUUUAACCAAUAAAGGUGUAUUUCUCACUGCACAGUGCACUCUGAUGUUCAGUGGGCCACCUGCCACACGCUGAUCUGGGGAUCCAGGCCUCUCCCAUCUGGUGGCUUUGCCAUCUCCUAGGGUCUCAGGGUUCUUUCCCAAGUCCUUCUGAAUCCAACUAGGGGCAAGGGAAGAGACAGAGUCGGCUGAGAACACACCCAUCCUACCCUGCCUUAGCCUGAAACUGCCAAAUGUCACUUCCUGUCACAUUCUGCUGGGGAAAACACAUCACAUGACUUCUGGAUAUGUGAAGGCUGGGAGAGUUGUGUCGCUCCUGGUCUGCCUCUUAGCCUGCCACUUUGCAGAAGAGCUAGGCCACCUACAACUUUGGGGAAGUUCUUGAGUAGGAAAGAGCAAGAGGCAGAGAGUAAGCGAGGGCCAAUGUGUGUGUGUGACUGCUGGAAAUUGCACUGUGGCCUUGCACAACAGAGGCCUUGGCAAGGACCUGCUGAAUUCACUAAUCAAAUACCAAAUAAUGCCCUGGGUUCCUCUAGGGCCAUUUGAUUGUCUGUAGCAACCGAAGGUCUAACAGUUCCUGUGGGUCAGGCUUGGCCUGGGCGCCUGAGGAAUAAGGAGCCACAUCUUCUUAGAUCUCAUAGUACAGAUUGAGAAGGGCUGGGAUGGGGGAAGAUGGGCACUUUGAGAGCACAGAGGAGACACUGAAGCCAGCAUGGGGUCUCAGGGCAGCUUCUCUGGGAGGUCACUGCUGUUUCUGUCAUUAAAUGAAAUAACGCUCAGAAAAUGCCUAGCGGGUACCUGACUAUACAUGUGAAUUGUAUUACUUGUGAUGACAGUGAUCUCUGUCAGCAGCAAAUCUGCAAGCUGCUCAGAAGAGGACAGGUUGCCACCAGGGCAGGCUCUCAGUUGGGAUUUUGGAAAUUGAUCAAGCCCUACCAAAAAUGAUUUAAGUGACUACUUUCUCAAUUCUCUCAAGGAUGGCACUAUAUAGCUAGCAUCGUUCUAGAGACCUAGGAAAGAGAUUCAUUACCAACAGUGGGUGUCCCAGGAGGCUGGGGCUUACUUCUUCUGGGGGGGAUUUAUUUUUGUAUGUAUUUAAUAAACACCAAUGUGAUAUUUGCUUCGUGCAGAUGUUUUUCUAAGGCUGCACUGAGGCAUUUGGUAGUCAUAAGCCACACAUAUCCAUUGAGCACUUGAAAUGUGUUGUACGUAUAAAAGACACACGAAAUUUUGAAGAUUUAACACGAUAAAAAAUGUAAAAUAUCUCAUUAGUAAUUUUUAUACUGAGUUACAUGUUAAAAUCACUAACUUUGCACUUGCUAGGUUAAACCAGGGUUUGACAGACUUUCUCUAAAAGGACUAGUUGUAUUUUCCACUUGUGGGCCAUCCAGUCUCAACUCCACAGCCAUUCAACUCUGCAGCUGGAGUGUAAAAGCAGCCAUAAAUAAUACAGAAACAAUGGGCGUGGCCGUGUGCCCAUAAAACUUUAUUUAAAAAAAUAGGCAGUGGGCUAGAUUCGACCUACAGGCUGUCAUUUGCUGAGCCCUGGGUUAAAUAAAAUCUAUUAUUAAAAUGAAAUUUACUUUUUUUUUUUUGCUUUUUUUAUGUAGCUAGUAGAAUAUUUCAAAUUACAUUUAGUUCA